AUGCGGCACCAGCUGCCAUGGUUCCUGCUGUUGGGAACUUUGCUGCUGGCUAAGCGCCUACCGAGGAGGCGGCAGCUCAUCACUUGGGGCAAUUCGAGUUGCUGGAAAGAUGGCGAUUGGCGCGUCUACGAGCUCUGCUGCUUUCCCAUUCCCAACACCUUUGCCGGCCAGGUGGAGGUGGAAGAGGAGGGCUUCCCAGGUUUCUCCGUUGGCCGACGCUCUUCGACCGGAGUCUUCCCGUCCUGUUGGCUGGGGAAAAACUUCAAUGAAUCUGACUGUUGCCGACCCAAGGGAUCUUUCUUCAAGAUGGAUGUCCGAUCCUUGCCACCACCCGUGGCGCACCUCUUUAAUGGCUGCCAGGCUGCGAGCUGGCAGAGCUUCCUUUUCAAGCUGCGUAUCACAGGUGGUGUCAUGUGGGCCGUGAACGCCAGGAUCCUCAAUUGGUUUUACGACUUCGACUUCGGUAAGAGAAAAGCUCGACAAAGUUUCCAGCAUUGGUCAAUUCCCACGCGCAAAUGUCCCAUUGGCUAUGCCUUGAUGCGAAUCCUGGAGCACUACCUGACCUUCCUGACGCUGGAUAAGCUGCUGCCCUCGGAGCCCUUCGAGGUCCUGGAAAAAGCGGAGGCCGAGUUGAAGCCCUUCGGUGGCCUGUUUGCCGCGGUGGGAAUUUCUUGGCAUCAGCUGCAGUACAUCAGGUUGCUGUACAGCCUUCAGAACCGGCACUUCAGCGGCGAGCCACAAAGGCCCCUGGCAGCGGCCCCGGCCGUCGAAUGGCACGAGGGCGCCACGGGCUUGGACCUGGGCGCCUCGCAAGGCGUGGAUGCAGAGAUGAUGCUGCGCCAGGGGCUGCAGGUGUUGGCCGUGGAAGGCAACGCGGUGGCCUUGCAGUACUUCAGAGAGCGGAUGGCGAAGGAGACGUCGCCCAUCGCUUCAGCGUUGACAAUGGUCCACGCAGCCACAGGGGGCUGUUCCGUUCCGGCGCUGGUGGAGUUUCAGGUGGAUGACCACCACGCCGAGAAGUCCUUCAUCUUCGAUGCCAGGAAAGACACGCCGUUGGUGGAUGCAACUAUGACCCGGGUGCCGCAAAAAUCCUGCGGCGCGCUGUAUCGCCAGUUUGUGAAACACUCUGCCGUGUACGUGAAGAUUGAUUUGGAAGGCACGGACCUGGAGUGCUUGGGCAGCUUGCUGCGCAACGGCACCAGCGGAUGGGAGCUGCCACGCUUCGUGUCGAUUGAGGUGCCACCCUCAGGAGAUGUGAUUCUGGAUGGCAUGUCCAAGCGCUGGGAAAACGAGCUCCUGGGGAGCAUCUCCGGAAGCUAUUGCCAUGCGAAACUUUGCCGUCAGCAUCUGUACAACCUGCGGUGGAUUCCAGGGCUUGACCUGGUCUCGCGCUACGGUUGGGGCGCCUCUGGCCCCUUUGGGGACCAUGCGGUGGACUGGCGCCGGGGCGAGUCAUGGGCUCCGGUCCGGCAAGUCCUUAACGAAGUCUUGGCCGCCAGCAUCAUCGCCAGGAUGUCGCACGAAUGGUUUGACCUCCACCUCCGCCGCUGCUGA
Cladocopium goreaui is the source of this 1554-nucleotide messenger RNA. NCBI's taxonomy places the organism in Eukaryota, Dinophyceae, Suessiales, Symbiodiniaceae. The record is from the annotation of a GenBank genome assembly.